UCUGGGGAAAGACAGAGGUGGUCCACAGUUAGAAAUGUUUACUUAAGUUAAUAGGGCCUCCCUAUAAAUGCCAGCCCUGGAGUCAAUGGAGCAGGAAUUCCUGCACACAGGACUGAAGAGCUACACACCCACUUUCAGGUAUACACGCAUGCACACACGGCCAGGGAGAAGGUGACAACAUCAUAGCUAAUCACUGUAGGUAGUGAUGUGGUGGUGCGUGCCUAGAGACUGUUGUGCUGCCAGCUCGUCAAUAUCUUAUUCUUCAACCAGCCUGAGAGCACGUCAGAUGUUUGGAAAGAUCUCAGAAGACACAAGACAGCAGAACUGAAUACCAGUGACCUGAGGUCCAAGACAGCAGAGAAAACAAGAAGUCAUUCUUCCUUGGGCUUUGGCAAAGACAGACGGAAAGCAACCCUCCUGGAGUUUCCUAGGACAGUCAUUGUAUCUACACAGUGCUUGUACAUAGCCUUGAAGAAAGAAAUACCCCUAGGGUUAUAUGUCUACACUCCGAAUUCCAGCCAGAAAUGUAUCUUUUCAACACGCUAAAGUGUGCAAACAUUUUUUUUUUUUUGCAAGUACCUUACCUUGCUCUCAUCAUUCUAAAAGUGUUAAAUAAAGGAGGCCAUGGCUAGCCCAGUGCGGCUUCACCCAGACACUGCCUUGCUCCAGUCAGCCCGCUGUGCCUCCAGUUUCUCUGAGAACUCUUUGGCUGUCCUCAAAACGGAAGAUGGGACAGUGGAGACUCUAGAGCUGGUGGACAAUAAGCCACGGCUGGACAGCAGUGACCGUGCCCUUCCGGGACUCUACCUGUCCUGUUUUGACAUGUUGUUUACUGAGGAUGCCACCUGGCUGGUGAGGGUGACUGACUCGUCUGCAUCAGUUGCUAGUGGACCUCAUCAAGAACCAUGUCCAGAGCCAGAGCAAUGUCCUGUGAUUGAUAGUCCUGGGCUUGGGAGUGAGCCGCUGUCCCCUGGCCUUGAAGACCAGGUGGAGGAGAGAUCUCUGGAGCAAGUGCAGAGCCUUGUGGUUGGAGAAGUGCUAAAAGACAUUGAGACAGCCUGCAAGCUGUUAAACAUCACACCAGAUCCGGUGGAGUGGAGUUGUGGAAAUGUGCAGAAGUGGCUGUUGUGGACAGAGCAUUUGUAUCGACUCCCUCAGGUGGGCAAAGCAUUUCAGGACCUCGAUGGAAAAGACCUGUGUGCCAUGACUGAGGAUGAAUUUCGACAGCGUUGUCCACAGUGUGGUGACACACUCCAUGCUCAUCUAGACAUAUGGAAAUCAGCUGCCUGGAUGAAAGAGAGAUGUUCAGUAGGAGAAAGUAGAAUGACAGAGAGAGAGGAGUUGUGGUCAGAAGCAGAUUCAUCAUGCUCCGGUCAGCCCAUCCAUUUGUGGCAGUUCCUCCGAGAGCUCUUACUGAAACCACAUAGCUACGGACGCUGCAUCCGCUGGCUCAACAAAGAGAAAGGUAUUUUCAAAAUCGAAGAUUCUGCUCACGUAGCGCGACUUUGGGGUCUGAGAAAGAACCGGCCAGCGAUGAACUACGACAAGCUUAGUCGCUCCAUCAGGCAGUACUAUAAGAAGGGAAUCAUUCGCAAACCAGAUGUGUCUCAGAGACUGGUUUAUCAGUUUGUUCACCCAGUAUGAGUCCAAAAAUCAGACAGAUGACAAAUCGUUUGCUAUGCACUGACUAACUGCCUAUAGGAAUUAGAGUCUAUGCACUCUGGUACUUUUCUGUUUAGGGCUGAUGUUUAGGUCUGGACUCGUUGUUAAUUUAAUUUCAAAGAUUUGCUUAAAUUAUAUCUUUAUUAUUUCUAUUUCCAAGUGCCAUUCAGUGUGGUCACUUUUACAUGAAGACAUUUCAGCACCUGGUUGUAAUCUUAAUAAAAAAAAUUUUUGCAUCAGACAUUUUAUGAUUAUAUAGGUCAUAUUUAAUGCCUGGUUAGUCGCAUUGUCUGCCUGUCUCAGUCGAUCAGUUAGCUUAUUAGCAAACAUCCAAGAAAUUGAGUUAUAACCUAGGAUCAGUUCCUACAAGUAUUAGGCACUUACCAAAUGUGGAAACGAGUUUAAAUUCACUUUUAAUGUUGUAAAUUUAUUCUUUACUUCAAAUACUGACUCUGCUGUGUCAAUGCUUGUGGUUUUGUUUGAGCAAACCUCCACUCCCUGUGCGAAUGAGUGGCCAACUCAAGCACAUGUUUGGGUUUGGUCUUGGCCUCCACCCAAUUCAGUUUUUUUUUAGGCCUAAUCACACAGCAAACUUAUUAACUCUCCCUAAAGGCAUCAACAGUAAAGAAAUUUUUACCCUCACUGAGCUCCCAUGAAUGGUCAUCCUCUAUAAGAAUGUCAGCUUGUGCUCUCUCCAAUCAGCAUCAAAAGGUGCACUGUUUUGGAUAAUGGUUAAUGUUAUUAGUAAUAUUUCAUUAUUCAAGGUCUGAUAAAAAUGUUCCUUAUAAAAGUUCUUUGCAGUUACGAUGCAAAGUUAAGUGGUCAGAUAUUAAGGACCUACUAUGAAUUUCCUGCCUUACAUGUAGGCUUUUUUUUCUUUUGUUCCUGUGCCUUUACUUACUUUUUUGUUGUUGCAGUGUCUGCCAUUGUUAAAAAUAUAAAAAAUUUGUUAAUACAUUGAAGUAAAAUGUUCUGUUAUUAAAAGUCUCCUUACUUUACUAAAAGUUACUAAAGGUGUUUUUUUCCCCCAAAACCUUUCCUUAACCUACACAUUCUACAUGCAAAAUAAAUAAUGAAAAGCUAAUGAUUUAGAUUGGACCUGUA
Messenger RNA from Clarias gariepinus (North African catfish), 2766 nucleotides. Its product is annotated as SAM pointed domain-containing Ets transcription factor. Gene Ontology annotation, molecular function: sequence-specific DNA binding; DNA-binding transcription factor activity, RNA polymerase II-specific. The record is from RefSeq and is a predicted model, not a curated record. Gene Ontology annotation, cellular component: nucleus. Bases 625 to 1644 code for a protein of 339 amino acids. Lineage: Eukaryota; Metazoa; Chordata; Actinopteri; Siluriformes; Clariidae. The transcript has 7 exons. Gene Ontology annotation, biological process: regulation of transcription by RNA polymerase II; cell differentiation.